UGGGAACUCUUUUGACGUUACAUCCGGUUUUUGAGCUGUCAGACUGUCGUAAAAGUUUGCAGUCGGAAAUGUUACGCCUGGAACAAAAAGUUAAAGUGAAACAAACAUGGAUUUUUAAGACUCAGGGAUAGCGCAGCUUGUCGGUCGUCUUCUAAUUAAAAUGUUUUCUCUGUCAAUGACCGUCCAGCCGCAGGUGACUGUACCCUUUAGCCACCUUAUCAACGUCCUCCACUCUCUCAAGUGCUCAGUAGGGAGCAGUAGCAGUGCAACCAGCAAAUCAGGAAAGAGUCAUGCUUCAGACUCACAUCUGCACUGCACAGAGCCCCUGUGGAACCUAAGGGAGCUUGGAUUAUCUGACCUUGCGACACAACAGCUGGAUGAUGUGGUGAACAGUCUGAUACCACGCUUGAGCCCACAGGAGGUGUCCCUUCCACUGGAUAGUCACACAGCUUGGAAGACCUCUUACCUCUCCUCGCCCUCUUUUUUCUACAACAAACAUGGAUUCUCAUGUGGUUCCAUGCUUCAGUCAGUCCCAGUUUUCUCCAGACAGCGCCAAUCACCCCUCCAGUCUGUCUGUAUAGAGUUACAACACUGGCCAGUGUUUGUCCAAAGUCGAAGCUUUAAAACAUUAAGGAGCAAAACAAGAAGAGUGCAGUCAGCAUUUGACCGACCGCUGGAAUCUGAAGGGUUUACGCCAUCUUUUAUGAAGGGUUUCCUUACUCGUGACAAGGGCAUUGAGGUGGAAAGUCUAAGCAGCCUGGUUAAAAGCAAGAACAUACCUGAGGGACAACACGAUGCUUUCAAGAGGGGCUUUGCUGAGGGUUUCCUGAAAGCUCAAGCAUUGACACAACGCACACAAGACUCUUUAAAGAGGACUCGUCUAAUCCUGCUGGUGCUGCUUCUUGUUGGGCUCUAUGGUAUUUCUAAGACUCCCUUCAUAUCGGUGCGGUUCCGAACCACAUCAGGCCUGGAUUCAGCAGUGGACCCUGUCCAGAUGAAAAACGUGACAUUUGAGCAUGUCAAAGGGGUUGAAGAAGCCAAGAACGAGCUGCAGGAAGUGGUGGAGUUUCUUAAGAACCCACAGAAGUUCACAGCUUUAGGAGGAAAGCUGCCAAAAGGUGUUUUACUGGUUGGCCCUCCAGGGACGGGUAAGACUCUACUGGCCAGAGCCGUGGCAGGAGAAGCAGAUGUGCCAUUCUACUAUGCGUCUGGCUCAGAGUUUGAUGAGAUGUUUGUCGGAGUGGGAGCCAGCCGUAUAAGGAACCUUUUCAGGGAAGCUAAAAGUAAUGCUCCUUGUGUGAUCUUCAUUGAUGAGCUUGAUAGUGUCGGUGGGAAAAGGAUCGAGUCUCCCAUGCACCCUUAUUCCAGACAGACUAUCAACCAGCUACUUGCUGAAAUGGAUGGGUUCAAAACAAAUGAAGGUGUAAUCAUAAUCGGAGCAACAAACUUCCCUGAGGCUUUGGAUAAUGCCCUGAUCCGUCCGGGGCGCUUUGAUAUGCAGGUCACUGUUCCUAAACCUGAUGUAAAAGGACGCACAGAAAUCCUCAAGUGGUACCUAAGGAAGAUUAAAGUGGAUCCAGCUAUUGAAGCCAGUAUUAUUGCUCGGGGCACAGUGGGCUUCUCUGGCGCUGACCUGGAAAACCUGGUCAACCAGGCUGCCCUGAAGGCAGCGGUUGAUGGAAAAGACAUGGUAACAAUGAAAGAGCUGGAGUUUGCUAAAGACAAGAUCCUCAUGGGCCCUGAGAGAAGAAGUGCAGAAAUAGACAAGAAGAACAAAAUCAUCACAGCCUACCAUGAAUCGGGACAUGCAAUCGUAGCUUACUACACCAAAGAUGCCAUGCCGAUCAACAAGGCUACUAUCAUGCCCAGGGGCCCAAGUCUAGGACAUGUGUCCAUGCUUCCAGAGAAUGAUCGCUGGACUGAGACCCGCUCUCAGCUUUUGGCACAGAUGGACGUCAGUAUGGGAGGCCGUGUUGCAGAGGAGGUUAUGUUUGGCCAUGAAAACAUUACAACUGGUGCAUCAAGUGAUUUUGACAGUGCUACCAAGAUCGCUAGGAUGAUGGUGACCAGAUUUGGAAUGUGUGAAAAGCUUGGUGUGAUGACCUAUGCUGACAUGACAGAGCAGAGCCCAGAGACACAAGCUGCUGUGGAGCAUGAAGUCAGGUUAUUGCUGAAGGAGUCUUAUGAGCGUGCCAAAGCCCUGCUGAAGUCUCACGCCAAGGAGCACAAAAGCCUGGCAGAUGCUCUGCUCAUGUAUGAGACACUGGACGCCAAAGAGAUCCAGAUGGUCCUGGAGGGCAAGGCUCUGGAUAGCAGAUAAAACUACCCAGGACAGCGAUGAUCUCAGGGGCAGCGGGUAGCAAAGGGAAAGUGGUCUGAAGAAAAGUGGUCAAACAGUCAGGAAAGAGGAUGGGACUUCACUUGUCAGCAGAGAAUCAAAGCUGAUUCAAUCAUGGUCUGAAACUCUCCUGAGUAGUGCUCAUGUGAGAAUGUGAGAUAACCUCUAAUGCAGUCACCUUUAAGAACUGUCAUCAAAGUUCCCAGAUAACUAAAAUAUGGCUGUCCUGUAUUCAGAGAUAAGCAAACCUGUGCUGUAUGUUCACAAUGUUGCUCAGGUCACGUUAUUAGCUGGCAGGAGGAGACAAUGGAUGAAUGUAAAUACAUCCCUCAAAAUGGUUUCCGGAUAUCAAUUCUAUUCUUGUAUAAGCUGAAACACAAAGCUCAUGUUUAGAACAACACAUUGUCAUUCCGUUGUCAAGAAAUGUUGAGCUGCCGUGUCAGUGGUUUAAUCACGUCUAACGACGACACUUUUGAGUCCGCCUCUGUUGUGUCAUGUAUUUCUCUCAGAACAUAUCCUCUACUACAGCUGGUGUUAUUCUCAAGUGUAGCACAUACAGUAGAGCUGUCUCAAAUUCAUAAACAACCUCCUCUUCUGCUGAAUCUCCUUAAAUCAAUUUUUAAGGUUGCCUUUUGCGGGAAUGUACAAUAAGUGUAUUGUUUUGUUUGAGGUAGGAAGUGUAUACAUUUAAACAAUAUCUCAGCACUUUGGGUCAGUGUGCAUCCUUGAAAAUGCACUUGCGCUUCCGCCAUUUAAUUUCAUUUAUUCUCUGUGUAUUGAUUAGAAGCUGCUUUGCUUAAAGCAUGCAACAAAUUGCUGUGUAUAAAAUAAUAAUAAUAAUAGAUUAGGAUUUUAAGAACACUGUUGCCCUAAUUUAUUUAAAGUAAAGUUUACCUGAGUUUAAGUUUUGCUCCUGAGUAGCUUUUUAGCACAAGGAUGAUUUUCUUUGUAAAUGAGUUUAUUUAGCUUCUUUUAGUUCUUGCCCCCCUUGUUUUCACUGGAAUGCACAGGAACUUCUCACCUUCAUGUUCUGCAGCCUUUUCUAGUGACCCAAGAAAAUCUGCAUAGUCUUUAGCAAAUGUUAGUCUAAUGUAAAGACGCUUAAGAAAAACCUGAAGAUUUAAUCUGUAACAGUUUAUUAAAUCGACUGACUUGAAGUCAAUCAUCCUUUCUGUUAAGCUGAGUGGUAAUAGCAACACAUUAUACUGUACACACACAUGAAAUAUGUGUGUUAUUAUAGCAUUAUAUAUACUAAAAGAUUAAAACCAGCAUAAACAUUUUUUGUGCAAUGUUACGUUAAUUGGCCUUUCAACCCUGUUUAGGUGAUCGGCAAGUAUUGGGAACAUUUAGAUGUACAUUAAAGCUGUUUUGUGACACACAAUGGUUUUCUGUUGGUUUGCAAAAUAUUUCAACAAUGUGAAGGCGAUGGUGAAAGAAUAUGCUCAAAUAAAAACAAACAGAAAAUG
Messenger RNA from Betta splendens (Siamese fighting fish), 3804 nucleotides. RefSeq names its product YME1-like 1b (gene yme1l1b). NCBI's taxonomy places the organism in Eukaryota, Metazoa, Chordata, Actinopteri, Anabantiformes, Osphronemidae. The transcript has 18 exons. The record is from RefSeq and is a predicted model, not a curated record. Bases 161 to 2320 code for a protein of 719 amino acids. Gene Ontology annotation, molecular function: ATP binding; ATP-dependent peptidase activity; metalloendopeptidase activity. Gene Ontology annotation, biological process: mitochondrion organization; protein quality control for misfolded or incompletely synthesized proteins. Gene Ontology annotation, cellular component: mitochondrial inner membrane.